CCAACUGUCAUUCAGUGUCAAACUGUUAAGAUUAGCUCAUAAGAAAAAUUUUACCACACACUGUACAUAUAGCAGUUAAGGAAAUUAGCUAAAUGUAGUUUUAACUUAUAUACUAUCUCUGUUUUCAACUACUCUACAAAAAUGCUACAGUUCUGGUCCUCCCCUCUUUGACCUCUUUGAAACUAUCUUUAAAAUGUUUCAACUUCUGCUACUCCACUGUGGAGAUAAAAAUACUAUUUCCUGGGAAUACAGCAGCAAGAUGUUUCGGACAUCUGUGAUUGUGACCUCUUCUUGUUCUUGUUCUGUUUGCCUUGAGUGUUUCUGUGAUGACAUUCAACCAAACUGGCACAGAGGCAAAGAAUCCUACAUAAUGUAUCAUGGCACAACAAUGUUUAAUGCGAUGAGGAUCAUGACCGAGGGCUUCUCUCCUUCCUUUGAUGGCAUGCUGGGCCCAGGAGUCUAUGUCACCCGAAGCUUUGAAAAAGCCUCCCGUUACCCUCUGCAUUCAAAUGGGGAUAUGCUUGCUGUUCUCAGACUCAGCGUAAGAGUGGGAAGAGUGAAGAAAAUUGACUACCAAAGUCAUCCUUUACAGAAGACCUGGCAUGAACAUGGAUAUGACACAGCGUGGGUUCCUCCUAACUGUGGCAUGGUGAACAGUGGCCUAGAGGAGAACUGUGUGUAUGAUCCGAGCCGAAUCACUGUGCUGGAUGUCAUGCCAAACCUCAAAUUCUGGUAGAUUUUGUAUUUGUUUUUUAAUAUCAUACAAAAAGUUUGACCUAACUCCUUAAGUUAUUUGUUUGAUGUUCAUCUUAGCUGUUCUCCAGUUAUUUAGAGGUUCUAGAUGUCUUUUUCACAUGAAGCAUAGAUGCAAUUUUUGCCAAUAAUAAGUUUAUUAUACAAAAUAUAUUUUAUAUAUUUACCAUGUUAUAAUCUCAAUCUUAUAUGAACCAUUAAACAAUUCAUUUAAAUUGUUACAGUAAUAAUUUUUUUUUAAAUGUCAAAACAAUGUUAAACUAAAGGAACCAAAUGGCACAGACUGUACAAAAAAAAAAAAAACUUUGCAUUUGAAUAAUCUCAUGUUGAUAAAAACGUAAGAAGGUGAUAAAACGUAAGAAAUAUUAGUGCGUAGAAUUGUUUUCAUAUCAUUCUUAUUUGACAUAGUUUAACAAGUUUAACAAAACAAACAAACACACAUACCAAUUAAUCCUCCACCAAAGCUGUCUUUUAUGGUGUCUCAGGUAAGUCUCUGCUCUGAGUGUGUUUUGAGGGAGGAGUGGCUUUGAAAGGAGGCGUGGCUUUGCAGAGUGCAAGGAGGGUGGGGAUCUGGCUUUCCAAGCUAACUUGCUAUUGCUAGCCUUUCCAAAAUCGCCUACCCUACCUUUAAAUGUAAAACAAAAAUGAUGAAGUACUGAAAAAUGGCUUUCAAAGCUAACUUGCUAUUACUAGCCUUUCCAAAAAAUGUGUACCCUACCUUUAAAUGUAACAUAGUAAUGAUGAAGUAUUGGAAAAUGUGAAUGACAGGCGUUUUUUUUGCCCUGGUUUGUCCUAUUAUAAUGAUUAUUCAAACAAUAAAUAGCACUGAAUGUCUAUGCUCAGUUUUUAGAUUUGGGUUUUGCCUGUUCAAACUGCAUUUGUAGUUAAGAGUUGUAACAAACAUGAAAACCAGAGAGAUGUCUAUGUGUGACAAAACAAGCAAUUGAAGCUGAGAGAAGGAGGAAAAUCAAUAGCCAUUACAACUAUCUGGAAUGUCCUGAAGAAGAAAGAAGCCACUGGUGUAACAGUCAGUGAACAGGUAGGCCAAGGAAAACAACUGCAGCUGAUGACAGAAACAUUGUGAGGGCUGUCAGGAAAACCCCUAAAACAGCUGUAAGUGAGAUCCUCAACAACUUCUUGAGAGCUGGAUUAAAGGUAUUACAAUCGACUUUUCAAAGAAGACCUCAUGAUCACAGGUACAGAGGCUACACCAGAAGAUGGAAACCACUCAUUAGCAAGAAGAACAGGAAGGACAAGCUGGAAUUUGCUAAAAAGUACAGAGAUGAGCCUCAAAAAUUGUGGGACAAAGUUUUAUGGACUGAUGAGACAAAAACAAACCUUUACCAAAGUGAAAGCGUAAAGGGUAAAGUUUGGUGAAAGAAAGGAUCUGCUCAUGAUCCCAAACAUACAAGCUCGUCUGUGAAAGCCGGAAAAAGCAGUACAAAAGAAGAAUGUCAGCAGGAAUGAGAAUUCAAAGUCAAAGUCAAGUAAACAGGCUUGGACUUAUCUGUCUCUUCUCAGACUGGUAUAGUGUGCAUAUUAAGUUUACACACUUCAAUAAUAAUCAUUUGUAUUUAGGCGAAAAAAAUGUCAGUGUCUGUGUAAGCUAGAUGUCAGUGUCUGUGGUGCCUUACAGUAUGUUAAAGGAGUUAACUACAUUCUUAACGCACCCACCCACACACGUGGAUCCACCUACAUUAUAAACUAAAAGUGAAACCAAAGUUCUUUUGAAAAGUGUUCCCAAAGACUAUCAGCAGCAAAAGAUUCAGUAGAAGGUAAGUCACAUUAAAAUAAAGAAAUGUAUUAAUUUCAUCUAAAUUUUGAGAUCUGAAU
Molecule: messenger RNA, 2586 nt
Organism: Puntigrus tetrazona (Sumatra barb)
Lineage: Eukaryota; Metazoa; Chordata; Actinopteri; Cypriniformes; Cyprinidae
Gene: gig2q
Product: grass carp reovirus (GCRV)-induced gene 2q
Exons: 2
Coding region: 194-736 (180 amino acids)
Cellular component (GO): cytoplasm
Molecular function (GO): NAD+ poly-ADP-ribosyltransferase activity
Source: RefSeq, a predicted model, not a curated record